Molecule: messenger RNA, 7878 nt
Organism: Penicillium chermesinum
Lineage: Eukaryota; Fungi; Ascomycota; Eurotiomycetes; Eurotiales; Aspergillaceae
Product: type I polyketide synthase
Exons: 2
Coding region: 1-7878 (2625 amino acids)
Biological process (GO): secondary metabolite biosynthetic process; fatty acid biosynthetic process
Molecular function (GO): 3-oxoacyl-[acyl-carrier-protein] synthase activity; phosphopantetheine binding; oxidoreductase activity
Source: RefSeq, a predicted model, not a curated record
AUGGAUUCCCGAGCAGAGCCGGUCGCCAUUGUUGGCAUGGGCUGCAGAUGGCCCGGUGGUGUCCGUGAUACUCCAGGACUCUGGGAGCUUCUCAAGAACAAGCGUUGUGGCUACCGAGAUUUUGGCGACCAUCGAUUUUCACAGGAUGGCUUCAUCCACCCCAACCCAGACCACAUGGGUGCCACUUCCACCCAAGGCGGCUUCCUCCUCACCGAGGACGCUCGCCUCUUUGAUCACACUUUUUUUGGCAUGCAGCAGACGGAAGUUGAGACUAUGGAUCCGUCUCAGAGAAAGCUGCUGGAAGUCACAUACGAAGCCCUGGAAAAUGCCGGCGAGACGCUCGACAGUGUGUCUGGCACGCGGACGGGCGUCUUUGUUGGCAACUUUACCGUCGACCACACCGUUAUUCACUCUCGCGAUCCCGAGUACCCGCGCCCAUACGUCACUACAGGUACAAGUUUGAGCCUGCUUAGCAACCGCAUCAGCUACAUCUUCAACCUCCAAGGCCCCAGUGUCACACUAGACACAGCAUGCUCGUCCUCCAUGUACGCGCUGCACAUGGCGGUGAAUGCCAUUCGCAAUGGAGACUGCGACUCGGCUGUCGUUGCCGCCUCGAACUGGAUCAUCGAUCCCACUAUGCAAAUCAUGAUGAACAAGUUGGGCGCUUUGUCAUCUACUUCGAGAUGUCACACCUUUGACAUUUCAGCCGAUGGCUACGCACGUGGUGAGGGGUUUGCGGCGAUUUAUCUGUGCAAAAUUUCCACGGCGCUGGACCAUGGCAACCCUAUUCGCGCUGUUGUUCGCGGCACGGCGAUUAAUGCCAACGGCCGCACGGGUGGUAUUACGCACCCCAGCAAGUCGGGCCAGGAGACCGUCAUUCGACAGGCAUAUCGCAACGCUGGCAAUCUCCCGCUGGCGGAUACGACAUACUUUGAGUGCCACGGAACAGGUACCCCUGUCGGUGACCCCAUUGAGAUUGAGGCCAUCGGCAAUGUCUUUUCUUCCCUGAAGUCGUCGCGGGAGCCUCUGUAUGUGGGCUCCAUCAAGACCAACCUGGGCCACACCGAGUCGGCCAGUGCCAUCGCUGGUAUCAUGAAGGUGGUUCUGGCUCUGGAAUCUGGCUUUAUUCCGCCCAGCAUUGGCAUCGAAACUUUGAACCCAAGAGUCGGCUUCAAAGAGGCUAACGUCAAGGUAUUGACGGACCUGACGCCUUGGCCCGAAGGAAAGCUUCGUCGCGCGAGCAUCAACUCUUUUGGUUAUGGUGGUGCAAACGGACAUUGCAUUAUUGACCACGUUCGGAAUGUGCUGCACGGAUACGUCAAACCGGGACUAAACACCCCCAUCACGUACAAUCCGUUCAACGCCAUCAACGGCCACACCAACGGCCACACCAACCAUGACGCCAAUGGAUAUACCAAUGGUCAUACCAACGGCCACGCCAAUGGCGCGGCUAAUGACUUCACCCAUACUAGCGCUACUGACAUUGACGCUCACGUUCCCGCCAUGUGGCACUUGAACAAGACUCACAGAGCGGACGCCGGUACCAGGCGCCUGGUCCUCCUGCCCUUCUCCGCCCACAACGAAGGCUCGUUGAAGCUCAACGUCGCCUCCAUGGCCGAUGCCCUUACCACCAAGAAACACUCCCUCGCGGACGUCGCAUACACGCUCUCCGCACGACGCACCAAGCUCAUGCAGCGCUCGUUCCGCAUCGUCGAGAGCAAGGAUGUUGCGAGCGGCAUGGCGGUCGAGCAGCCCAUCUCUUCUAGCCCCGCAGCCACUACCACCGCUGCCUUUGUCUUUACUGGCCAGGGUGCGCAGUGGAAUGGAAUGGGCAAGUAUCUGUUUGAGUAUAGCGUCUUCAGCGAUACCAUUGACUACCUGGACCGAGUGAUUGAGAAAGUGUCUGUCGACACACCCGUUACUUGGGCAAUCAAGGACGUCCUCCGUGGUGUUGCGGAUGACAACUUGGUCAAUGUCCCCGAAGUUUCGCAGACGGUUUGCACAGCCCUGCAGAUUGGUAUUGUCGACCUCCUUGCCUCGUGGUCUAUCCGCCCUACUGCCGUCACCGGUCACUCCUCCGGUGAAAUGGCUGCUGCGUACGCCGCCGGCCGUCUUACGGCUGCCGAGUCCAUUGUCGCUGCGUUCUUCCGAGGCCAGGCUGUCAAGACGAAUUCUCAAAGUGGUGCCAUGCUGGCUGUCGGAAUGGGCCUGCGCGAGCUGGACGAGUCGGACUACCUGCAAGGCUUGGAGGAGUCGAUCGCGGUUGCGGCGUGCAACUCCCCCGCAAGCUUGACCUUGUCUGGCGACGUCGAGGCCAUUGAGAAUCUUGCGGCUAAGCUGACGGCUGCCAGCGUGUUCAACCGCAUCCUUCGCACUGGUGGCAACGCUUACCAUUCGCACCACAUGGCUGCCGUAGGCAAGAAGUACCAGGAAUGGCUGGGCCGUGGGAUGGUCAAAGCAGCUGCUGAAGGUUUUGGUGAGCCUGUCCACCUAAAUGAUGCCGUCCCGUGGAUUUCCUCUGUUUUCCCGAUGAAAGACACAACGACCAUUCCAGUUGAUGCGACAUACUGGCGCGCCAACCUGGAAUCACCCGUCCGCUUCUCGGAAGCCGUUCAGCAGCUUGUCAAGACCGUUCCUGUCAAUGCGAUGAUCGAAAUCGGCCCUCACGGUGCUCUGCGCGGACCUGUCGACCAGUCCUUGAAAGAGGUCGAGUUCAGUGCUUCUGUGAUGGCCUCACUGGAGCGCAACAAGGACGGUCAGGCUUGUCUGCUUAAACUGGCAGGUAACCUCUUUGGCAUGAACUUCCCCGUUGACCUCCCCGCUGUCAACGCAGUCGACGAGCUGGAAGGUUAUGGUACUGUGCAAGGGUGCAUGGCUGUCGAUCUGCCUCCGUACCAGUACGCCUACGGACCCAUCCUCUACCACGAGAGCCGUCUCAGCAAGGAGUACCGCGGCCGCAGCAUCAUUCGCCAUGAGCUCGUGGGCUCCAAGCUCCCUGGAAACGCCAAAUUCCGACCGCAGUGGCGCAACAUCCUCCGUGUUAAGGAUUUGCCCUGGCUUGCUGAGCACCGUCUGGUUCCCGAUGCUGUUUUCCCUGCUGCAGGCUACGUCGCCAUGGCAGUUGAAGUGGCUGCCAGAGCGCACGGCGACAAUGAAGGUGCGUUACCAAUCACCGGCUUCAAUCUGCGCAAUGUGGAGAUCAAGUCUGCUCUGAGAAUCCCUGAAGAUGACUAUGGUGUCGAAGUUAUCGUUACCCUUGAGCUUGAAGAUGCGGCGAGGGCCAAGGGUCCGGGCUGGGUUCCGUUCUCCAUCAGCUCCGUUUCCUCGACCACUGAUGCCUGGACCGAGCACUGUGCUGGUUAUGUUAGAGUGCAGGUUUCGCCCACGCAGUCCAAACUUGAGAAGAUUAACUGUACCAUGGAUGCACGUCUGCUCGACUCCAAGGCCCUGUACCGUAAGUUCGAGCAGCUGGGUCUUGGAUACGGCGACGCUUUCCAGGGACUCUCAAACAUUGAGGCCGAUCCUACGCAGAACCUGGCGUCCGCAAGCCUCAAUCUUAAGACCACCCGCCCUGCCGACAAGUUCCUUGAAAAGGCCUCUCGCUACGCCAUUCACCCGGCGUCUCUUGAUUCCCUCUUCCAGCUUGGCCUGGUUUCCUGCCACGGCGGUCAGCUUGAGCGAACCAAGAAUGCAUUUGUCCCCAUUCACAUCUCGCAAAUCUACAUCAAGAAUGGCAAUGACGAAGCGGUUGGAACGGCGCUUGCCAAGGGUGAGCUUCGUGGUCUUCGCGGUGCCUAUGCCAAGCUUCAGGUGCUUGACAAGACCGGUAGCAUCGUCGUUGACAUCCCCAAGCUGCGCUGCAUCACGUACGGUGAAGGCUCUGCCCAGGAUGGAAUGACAAGGAGGCCCUUUGAAAGCCAGUCGACUCGCCUGACGUGGCUGCCCGAUUUCCGAACCCUGAACUGCAAGGCCGCUAGACAGCUGUUCCCGCCGCCUCAGGAAAAUGUCGAUCGCGAGCCACUUUCCAAGACUGUUUAUGCCAUUGCAGCUCUCAUUGUGGUUGAGGUUCACGAGAAAUACAAUGGCAGGGCAGAUCUCGCGGAUGCGCCUGAGCAGAUUCGUCUCUUCUUGGCUUGGAUCCGCAGGCGCGUGGAGCUCGAUGAGACGGAAGUGAUGAAGCAGGCCAGAGGUCUGGAUGCCAAAGAUCGACAGGAGCUUCUUGAGUCUCUUUGUGCCGGCACUGAGGAUGUCAUCGAGAUCAAGAUUGCGCGCCGACUCUUGAACAACAUGGACGAUAUUUUGUACGGUCGCACCACUGGUGUUGAGGUCCUCGUUCAGGAUGGAUAUCUUACGACGCUGUAUGACACUGGCAUUGCCAUGACAGGCGCCUAUCCCCAGCUUCGGCGUGUCAUUGACGGCCUCGGCCACGCCAAUCCCCAUCAAAAGAUUCUGGAGAUUGGUGCCGGUACUGGUGGUGCCACUCGUACCGCCAUGGCCACUCUGCACGACGAGGUGACGCAGAUUAAGCGCUACGAUAGCUACACUUUCACCGACGUCUCUCAUGGAUUCUUGACAGCUGCCAACGAGUUUAUGGCUCCGUAUCGCGACAUAGAAUACGCUGUUCUUGACAUUGCUCAGGACCCUGAGCAGCAGGGCCAGAAGGCUGAGUACGACGUCGUUUUGGCCUCGCAGUGCUUGCAUGCUACUGCGCACAUCGACGCCACGCUCAAGCACUGCAGCAAACUUCUCAAGCCCGGUGGUAAGCUUAUUCUGGUUGAGAAUACUGGCGACUCCUUCGUUCACGGUCUCAUUCUCGGUACCCUCACGGGUUAUUGGGAUGGCAUUCCCGACGGACGCGUUGAAAGUCCCUUUUUGGGCCUGCCGUCUUGGGAGAAGGCUCUCCAGGGAGCUGGCUUCUCUGGAGUCGAUUUCAUCCUCGAUGACUAUCCCCACCCGUACAGCACUGCAAGCACCAUGCUCACCACCUUGUCUCCCCCCACGUCUACAAAGAGCGUCUCUGACAACCGCAUCGCCCAUCUACUCUACAGCGAUGGCAUCGGCAAGGACUCUCCUCUGGUGUCUCAUAUGGCCGACGAAAUGGCACGCAACGGCGUGUCUUACGAGUUCAUCCACAUUGACACUGCCAUGGAUCUCCGCCCAAACUCCAGGAUCGUUGCUUUCCUGGACGACAAGAACCUGCUAAUGACACCUGACGCCAAGCGUCUGGCAUUGUUCCAGCACCUCGCUGCCUCAGCGGCGACCAUGGUUUGGGUGACGUCCGGCGGCAUCGUGACUGGUGCCAACGCCGACGCUGCUCUUCUCGCUGGUCUGCUUCGCACUGUCGGUACCGAGAACCCGACUGCGAAGUUCCUAUUUUUUGACAUUGCAUCGCAAGAUGUCGAUGCUGAGGAGUGGGAUGAGAUUGCCUCGUGGAUGGCUACCAAGGAGCUCAAUCUGCAGCAGACCGUAUCGGAACAGGAUGCUUUCGAGGAUCGCGAGUUUAGCUGGCAGAAUGGCUGCGGAUGGGUCAGCCGCCUUCUUCCUGACGCUCAGCUCGCCGAGCAGCAGCGGCUGGGCGCUUUCCCCGCCAGCACUGCUGAGGUGCUCCCCAUUGACAGCCAGGGCCCUGUCCGAGCUGCCUUUGAAACGCCUGGAAUCCUCACAUCGUUGUAUUUCCGCCCUUACACCGAGUUGCUGCGUGCUCUGCCCCACGAUUAUAUCGAGGUCAAGGUUGCCGCUGUCGGCCUCAACUGGAAGGACCUGGGUAUCGCUGCUGGCACUUUUGACGCCAACAACCUGUCUGCCGAGUAUUCCGGUAUCAUUACCAAGGUUGGCUCCUCGGUCAGUGGCUUUGUCGUUGGAGAUGCCGUCUACGGAAUGGGCCACGGACAUCUUGGUAACUACACGCAAGUGCCGGCCUGCUUUGCUGCCAAGCUGCAGCCAACCGACGAUCUUGUCGCAGUGGCGACCAUGCCUCUUGUUUACAUGACGACUGUCUACGCUUUCGACCAUGUCACUACGCUCAGAGCCGGCGAGAAGCUGCUUAUUCAGUCCGCCACGGGUGGUCUCGGCUUGGCUGCCAUUCAGCUCGCUAAGGCCAAGGGUGCCGAUGUGUACGCCACUGUGGGAGGCGAGGAAAAGAGAAAGUUUUUGAUUGAAAAGGUUGGCCUCCCUGCGUCGCACAUUUUCUCUUCGCGCGAUGUGGCGGACUUGCAACGCGCCAUGCGCGAGGCUAGUGGUGGCCGUGGCUUUGAUGUUGUUCUCAGUGCUGUCAGAGGCGAGGACAUGCUGUAUGAGACCUUCAAGGUUCUGGCUCCCUUGGGUCGUCUUAUUGAUGUCGGCCGCAUCGACGUUAUGGAUGGCAACCGUCUGGGCUUGGAGCUGUUCCAGAAGAGCAUCACCUUUGCCUCAUUCGAUCUGGGUCUCAUCCUCGAAAACAGCCCGGACGUUGCCAGCAAGUUGAUGGCGGCGGUUCAUGCUUACUACCGGGCCGGUGACAUUGGUCCUGUUUGCCCCCAUGCUGUCUCCACCGUCGACCAGCUUCCUCAGGUGCUGCUCAACUUCUCCAAGGGCACCCACGUCGGCAAGCAUGUCAUCUCCUUCCAAGACCCCGAGGCUUUGGUACGCAUGGUCCCAUCUUCCGACAAGGCUGCCAAGUUCGACCCUGAGGCGCAGUACGUCAUUGCAGGAGGUUUGGGCGCUCUGGGCCGAUCCAUCAUUCGCUGGAUGGCCGACCGUGGGGCUUGCCACAUCGCUGUGCUUUCUCGAAGCGGCGCCGGCACGCCCGAGGCUAAGAGUCUCAUUCAAGACAUGGCCGGGCGGGGUGUUGAGGUGCAGCCCAUCAUUUGUGACAUGACAGCUGCAUGCAAGCUCGAUGAGACGAUCGGUAACCUGGCGAAAGUCAGGACCAUUCGCGGUGUCGUUCACGCCGCCAUGUUCCUGCAGGACAUUUCAUUUGCUAAACUUACGAUUGACCAGUGGAACAAUGGUAUCGCCGCCAAGGUAUUUGGUACCAAGAACCUGCACAACGCUACCCUCGGCAUGCCUCUUGACUUUUUCGUCAUGACGACGUCUCUGGAGUCAAUUGUGGCGCUAGCUACCCAGUCGGCUUACACGGCGGCCAACAACUUCCAGGAAGCGUUUGCCCGCCAGCGACGCCGCCAAGGCCUCCCCGCGUCGACGGCUUCCUUUGGUCUCAUCACGGAUGCUGGUCAUCUGAGUCGCGAGGCCACCGCCGUCAACAUGAUGUCCCGAAACAAGGCCGAGGGGGUCACGGAGCACGAAUUCCUGCGCCUCAUUGAGCCUGCCUUUGUCGACAGCUUCAGCGACAACGGCACGAGCCACGAUCCUCUUGCCUCGGUCAGCUUUACCACAUGCCUGGACGCCGCGGCCAUGGCGGAGCGCAAGCUGCGCGAGCCUGAGGAGACUACGGUGCCGCGAUGGUACAGCGACGGCCGCGUGUCGCUGCUGAUGCGAGCCAUGAACGACGCGUGCCGCCACGGCAUGAACGCUCAAAAGGACCAGGACAACGGCGGUGGCUCGCGCUCGUCAGCCAUGGCCAAGCUCCGCGAUGACUUUGACGCGGCAAUUCGCGCGGGCGCUGGUGCGGACGCCCGCGACAAGUCACUGACGCUUGCGUGCGAUGCAAUUAUCGGUGCCAUGGCGAGCAUGCUUUCCAUCAGCCCUGCGUCAAUUAGCUUGUCCAAGGGCGUGGCAGACUAUGGCGUUGAUAGUUUAAUUGCGGCUGAGCUGCGCAACUGGUUCAACCAGGCAUUCCGAGCGAACAUUAGCCUGUUGGACCUGCUGGAUGCGCACACGAGCAUCAGACAGCUGGCGAUCAUUGUUGUGGAUGGGGCGCUGGCGAAGGAGAGUGAGUAA